AUGGCUCCGCCACGAGGACAGGCAUCCUAUAAGAAACAGCCGGGUAUAUUGGCCAUAUCUAAAGACCGCAAAUCUGUAUCAUGGACUCCAGCUCAACCACCGGAUGCCGCUCCCAGUCUGGUAUUGUCGGCAGUCAACAUCACCAAUUUGCAACAGACGCCAGAAUCCAGUGCCAAAGUCAUGCUGAAAAUUUUUGCACAGGAUCCCGGUCAAGCUGAGCCCAUAGCUUAUGUCUUCACGUUCACCUCUACCAAUGAUCCUCGAGGCGAGGCGAACGCCAUCAAAGACGCUUUGGCCAAUGUCAUUCAAGCACAGAAAGCGGCUCAAAAUGUGGCAACUGCUUCUACCGGCGGCCAAUCUGCUGCUAUGACCAUAGCGAAUGCUAUUUCGGGGGCCGGUCGAACGAGUAGUGUCUGGGAGGACGAUGAGCGACUAAAGGGAGAUGUCAAACUUCAGCAAUCUCUAAUGCAAGAAGACCCGGUCUUGCAAAGAACGUUCAUGGAAGCCCUGAGCCUGAAGCCGGAGUCUAUCUCGACUAUGCAAUUCACUGCGCAAUUCUGGUCCUCUCGAGUCCACCUGCUGCGUGCACACGCUAUCGCUCAAAAUCAAGGGAGGGGCAAAUACAACGUCUUCUCAGAACUUCGUCGUGAAGAUGGAGGCACAAAGCUGAGCUUGACGCAAGACCACGUGCGUGCCAUUUUUGAGCAGUAUCCGGUCAUGCGCAUGAUCUACGAUGAAGUCGUUCCCAAAAAAUGCAAAUCCGAAGUGGAAUUCUGGUCUCGGUUCUUUCAAAGUCAGUUGUUCAUGAAACUCCGCGGUCUCAAAUUCGACCCAUCGAAGGAGUCUCGGGAUAAGUAUCUGGAUACAGAGGAAUUCCUCAACCACCCCGACCUUACUGGUCUUCGAACGGCAUUUUCCGAAAUGCACAUUCCCAAAUUCAUUGAUUUGGAAGGAAAUGAAGAAAACCAUAGCCAACGCCAGGGUAAUCGUCCCGAUAGCGAAUUACGAGCCACGACACUCGACAAGGCGCCGAUUAUACGCAAACUCAACGCACUAAGUGAAAAGCUCAUGGCAGCCGUGAGACCGUCGGAUGCUGAUGCUUCUGCUCCGAUUGGGAUGUCGGAAGCCGCGUAUGACAGUCUCCGGCUACAUGAUCUAGCAGGUGAUCCAGAACAAAACCGCAUCAUCCUGAACAUCCGGGAUCAAAGCCGAUUCUUCUCUGACAGUCACUCUGCUCAGGGCCGCAACAAUGGAGACGAUAGCAAUCCAUUUCGAAGCCUCGAUCCUACCAAAGCUAUCAAAGACGUCUACAGCGACAUUGUGGCCCGCUUCCCGCAACCGGGCUCAGGGGUGAUUCCAAUUGAUCCGUACGAAGCUGAAGACGAGGAAAUGGAAGAUGAAUGCUCACGGCCAGAAAGUGGCUCUUCCAUCGCCAUGAAACACAUCAUUUCCCUCAUCCAAGCGCGUAAAGACCAAACGUCCGAGAUCCCACAGGCCUCGGGCCUCAGCACGGCCAUAUACGACCGCUUAACCCUCGCUCAAGCCACAACAAUCGAGUUCUUGCGUCAGUUCUGGAAUGCUUUUCUAUCUGGCGACGCAUCUCGAGCAGGCGAAGUGACUUCGCUAGUCGAAAGCCUCAAUCGCGCGCUCGAUCGGAUUAAUGUCAUUGCGGAUGACGCGGAGAAGGAGAGACAGGAACAUAUUCGUUCUCAAGAGCGGAAUUUGGAAGAACGAUUCAAAAAGACUGGGCGGCGGCAUAGGCUCGACCAUAACGCUAUCAAAGGCGGUGGUGCGGUGGUGAAACAAUUACUCAGUCCGAUCAUCAAGAGCCUUGCAAUUGCCGUGCAGAGAUAUAAGCAGGCGUUCGAAGAGCAGACGAAAAGCGCGGGAGAGUCAUGA
Rhinocladiella mackenziei CBS 650.93 is the source of this 1899-nucleotide messenger RNA. RefSeq lists its product as uncharacterized. The record is from RefSeq and is a predicted model, not a curated record. The transcript has a single exon. Gene Ontology annotation, biological process: transcription by RNA polymerase II; transcription by RNA polymerase I; nucleotide-excision repair. The coding region runs from base 1 to 1899 and encodes 632 amino acids. Gene Ontology annotation, cellular component: transcription factor TFIIH holo complex; transcription factor TFIIH core complex. NCBI's taxonomy places the organism in Eukaryota, Fungi, Ascomycota, Eurotiomycetes, Chaetothyriales, Herpotrichiellaceae.